GCAGCGGCCAAGGUGGCCAGGGCUAUCCCCCAAGUGGCGGCUACCCGCCGCCCAGCGCGGAGGCGCCCGCCGCCGACUGGCCGCCGGCCGCGGGCCACGGCGGCCCGCCCGAGGGCGCGUCCCGCUCGCUCGGCGGCGGCGGCCACGAGUAUGGCCCGCGGCCGCCCGGCGCCUACGCAGCGCCGGGCGCCGGGAGAGCCACGACAGACACCAGGGCCCCGUGCCGACGCACAGGAGAUGCAAGAGCCGCCCGCCAUGGGCACGGCAGCGUCGUGGCAGCCGCUGCCACCGCCGCCGAUGCCCCCGCCGCAGCAGCGCUGGCAGCAGGACCCCCGGCGCAGCAGCAGCAGUACGGCCAGGCCCGGGGCCAGCCGCCCC
Molecule: messenger RNA, 378 nt
Organism: Prorocentrum cordatum
Lineage: Eukaryota; Dinophyceae; Prorocentrales; Prorocentraceae
Source: the annotation of a GenBank genome assembly